CAGACAGUAACAAUUCACGACACUGUCUCGACAUAAACCCCAGGAUAGAUUAUCUAGUCUAUCAUGAUCAUUCAACUUCGUGUGUGAGCUUUGUUUUUUUUCUUUUAUUCCCCCCAAAUGAUAAUGGUUUGAUGUGCGAUAGUGUUAAGAUGGAUGCUAACUCUUUAAUUAUACUCUUCCUCCUCCUGGCUUGGGUCGGUCGGACACAGGCGGGCACCUGCUGGUUGUCGAUGACAAAACAGAAGAUGUGUUUCGGUGCCUUCAAUCUGAACGUGACGAAAGAAGAAUGCUGUAAGAAUCCCUCUCCGUACGUGAGCUGGACCCCUCAGACUUUCACUUCCACCGGAGAUCUCUUCUACUGGCAGGAGCUGAUAGGGGGCGCUCCGCACUGCGAACUUUGUCACGAUACUUGUGAAGGUGUCAAAUGCCCAAGAGGAAAACAUUGUCGAAUAAAGAAAGGAGUUCCUAAAUGUGCCUGUCUAAUAAAAUGUACCCAGGGACAGAGAAGGUCCAGGAAAAUCUGCGGAACGGACGGAAGGAUCUACAACAAUGAAUGUCAGCUACGGAGGCGGAACUGUAAGCGGGAGACGUCAGUAUCUGUGGCCUACAGAGGUGUUUGUAGACAAUCAUGCAAAAAGGUAAGAUGUUUGAAUGGGAAACGUUGUUUAGAGGAUCAGAAUGGAUUGCCACAUUGUGUUCAUUGCCAGAUAAGCUGCCCCAAUAAUGAUGACGUCAGAGUUUUAUGCGGAGAAGAUGGCGUGACGUAUCGAAAUCCGUGUGAGUUAAGGGCGGCAGUUUGCAGACGACAUAGGUCAAUUAGAAUCGCCUAUUAUGGCAAAUGUCGAGCUAACGCUACUUGUUUGGACACUGGGUGUUCGGAAGGAAUGUCCUGUCUAAUAAAUCCCGUUAAUCACCAGCCUCUGUGUGCCUUGUGCAGAUCACGCACCUGUUCCCCGAUGUCACGGUACAAGGUCUGUGGGACGGACGGCGUGGAUUAUAAGAACUAUUGUCACCUGAUGCAGGCGUCCUGCAAAAUGGGCAUAGCUAUAGAUACUCGCCACAGCGGUUCUUGCGACAGAUCUUCGUGGAGAAGAAAACAGAAGCACAAAAAGAGACGGCGGAGAAAAAAGAAAAUUAGAGGGAGAAAAAGAACGCGAUAUGUUGAUGCUGUUCUUAGAAGCUCUGAUGGAAUAAGAAUCAAAUUAAGAUUAAAACCGAUGCAUUCCAAGGACGAUAGCGGUGUGUCACUUCCGUUGACUCUAGAACAUUUAUUUUCUCAGAAACAUACCAAAGAAAACGGCUGAGUCGCCGCCAUUAUGGAGGGAAACCUGCCAUAGUGCCAGACUAAGACAGUGCUAGCCACGUGAAUAGCGGGAGCAUGCGCGACAAAUCCAAAUACGUCACUGCCAUAAAAGUCUUUCUUCGCCACAGCGGCAUUAUAAAUAUUUUGAUGUGUCAUCGUCUUGUGUUUGUGUUGUUUUUUAUUUAUUGUAACUUAUUAAUUAUUAAUUUAUUUAUGAACAUUGCUGUAAUUGUUAUAUUUUAAUGAAAUCAAAUCCUUUGAAGUUGGCCUUGACCUCUUCGCUUGUCUAAUCAGAUUUGGACUGUGAAGUUGAGGAAAUAAUGAGAAAAAAUGGACAGAUACUCUGAGAAAUGUCAUGUGAAGGACACAAACUUCCCGAGAAUUUAUACAUAUGUACAUAUAUAAGUAUUUCCGUCCUUUGUGAAUGUGCCUUUAUUAAUUUUUACCAAAUAAAAUGUGGUAAAAACUC
Molecule: messenger RNA, 1772 nt
Organism: Saccostrea echinata
Lineage: Eukaryota; Metazoa; Mollusca; Bivalvia; Ostreida; Ostreidae
Product: follistatin-related protein 3-like
Exons: 7
Coding region: 132-1304 (390 amino acids)
Biological process (GO): anatomical structure development
Molecular function (GO): calcium ion binding; protein binding; extracellular matrix binding
Source: RefSeq, a predicted model, not a curated record